AUCGCGAUCCCCGCGGUCCGCGGUACGUGCGCUGGUGCCUGCUGCUCUCGACGCGGCCUCGACGGCCGCCCGGCUGUCCGCUGUUGAGUUUUUAAGGACGAAUUCGGGAUUCAGGGUGACUUCGACAUCGAAGACGGGGAUGCGGGUUAAUUUGUAAGGAGAAUCCAACUGCACGUCACAUGAUUUUAAGUUGCUAGUCUGCAAGAGCCUAAAAUAUCCCUGAUGGAUUUUUAACAAAACGCCGAUGUGAAUCUCUAAUUGUUAAAGGGAUUAACUAUUUAAACGGGAGGACACGCUACGAGCGUCGGGUGUAACGUCGAGUUAUCCUUUCGACAGCAGAAUGGAAUGCCUGGACAGAAUCAGUCAUCCCAGUUCAUGGGUGAGGGAGAAGUACCAGGAGGUUCAGAAACUGCUGAAAGAGCAUGAAACGAGGUGUGAUCUGAAUAAGCUUUACGAGAAGAAGUCCAAGGCCUUGGAGAUUCUAAUGGAGAUCCUGGAGGCGCUCACGCACUGCAAGGAGACCCUCUGCACCGUGGCGACCGCGAUAACUCACCUGAACAUCGGUAUACUGCAGGCUGACAUGGAGGCCUCGGGACUCGCCACUGAAUGCUUCAAGAAAUGCAUCGACCUGCUGGAGGAGAGCAGGCUGACGCCCGAGGGCAUUCUACCGGCCAUAAGCGCCAACAAUCAGCUGGGUCUGAUCUACGCGCAGCGAGGCUCGUACGAGGAGGCCAAGGAUUUCCUGAAACUGGCGGAAGAACUGUACGUCAAGUUUACGGAGGACGCGAGAGGACUCGAACCCGUUCACAUGGUGACCAUCAUGGGGAUCGAGGAGAUCGAAGGAGACUUGUGCGCCAAGAGUAUCCUCGAGAAGCUGCAUACGCUGACGCUGUACUACCUGGCACAGGUCUGCCGCGAGCUGGACGACAAGGGCAGUUUCGCCCUGUACUGUCACCGGACGCUGAGCAAGCAGCUGAGCCAGAAUAAGAUCACGCGGGACUUGGACUACGUCGACUGGGCUUUGAACGCCGCGACGAUAUCCCAGUAUUUCAUAGAGCAGGACAAGUUUCCACAGGCGAGGCAUCAUCUGGCCGCGGCGUCCUGCAUACUUGAGAAGUACUCAGAAAUUCUCAAGGCGAAGGGCACUAGGGAGACGAGCGAGAGCCUCGCCGCGGAAUACGAGAAUUACGAUCACAGAUCGGCGAGCAUCGCCAGAUGCUGGGCGAAGUAUGGUAUCGCGUUGCUGGGUGCGUCCAGGGAGAGGUUGCUGAAGAGAGCCGAGCAGGAGGAUCCUCAGGAUCCCCCGAAGCCCGCGAAGGUUUCCAACGACGUCCGCAACAAGUACCCGCAAACCGAAACCAUGGAGGACCCGAGAUUCGUGGAUCUGGAACCGGAAUUGGCGCCGAUCGCCAACGAGAUCACGGAUAUGUAUUUGUUGGACUUCAACGACGCCAGGCCGGUGUUCCUGAACGUUCGGAAGUGGCUAGACCGGGCGAAGGAGUACUACACCUUCGAGAAUCACGCGUCGGAUUACGCGUGGAUCGCCCAGGACCUCUCGCAGGCGUACAAGUACCUGGCGUUCUUCGAGGACAACGAGGACCGGCAAGCGAGGAUGCACAAACGGCGGAUAGACACUCUGGAGGAGGUGAUCGAGGGCCUGUGCCCGCGGUUCUACCGCGUCGUCUGCCGGGAGAUCUGGAUCGAGCUCGCGGAAACGUACUCGGAAAUCCUGGACCUAAAGAUCGAUCGUCUGCAGGCGUCCGAUGAGAAGCCGACGGCGCAGAUGGUCGCGAAAAUCGAGCGCCUGGCGCGAAACAGCAUAAAGCACUACCAGUCGUACUUGAACUCGCUGGAGACGAGCAAGUCCGAGAGCGGAGUCGAGUCCUUCCCGGACGAUCAGCUGUACUCGGCGUUGUACACUUACUUCCACGUAGGAAGACUGUACAACAAGAUCAUAACUACCGAUGUGCAGCAGAAGAUAGAAAAUAUGCAGAACAGCGUAGACGCGUACAGCUUCGUCGUCAACUACUACGACAAGCAUCCUGAGAAACAGGAGAAGUUAGAUAAAUACGAAUUUAUAAAAUUAUCUAAAGAAUUCGUCACGUUGCUGCCGCUUACGUUAGACAGAUUGAAACAGCAACAAAUAAAUCAGUAAUGUUGUUUUCUUUUUUCCUUCGUCUCAUAUUUCUAUGAAAAAAAAAAUGUAAAAUAUUUUGUUAUAUUUUCUUCUGUGUGCAACAUUUAAAAUAAAAUAAAAAUUCUUAUACAUUUGUAGAGUCAGCUCAUUCGUAUUUAUUUUUUAAUGUAUUCAAUAUUGCCAUACAUUAGAAAUUAAAGUAAUAAACUAGUUAAUGUAAGUUAAUUGAAAUUUUAUCAAAGUGAACAACAAUAAAAUAUAUAAAUGA
Messenger RNA from Monomorium pharaonis (pharaoh ant), 2405 nucleotides. RefSeq names its product KIF-binding protein. Bases 341 to 2155 code for a protein of 604 amino acids. NCBI's taxonomy places the organism in Eukaryota, Metazoa, Arthropoda, Insecta, Hymenoptera, Formicidae. Gene Ontology annotation, molecular function: protein binding. The record is from RefSeq and is a predicted model, not a curated record. The transcript is spliced from 2 exons.